This is a messenger RNA of Racocetra fulgida, 137 nucleotides long. NCBI's taxonomy places the organism in Eukaryota, Fungi, Glomeromycota, Glomeromycetes, Diversisporales, Gigasporaceae. The record is from the annotation of a GenBank genome assembly.
AUGCCCAAGGAAGGCGCAAAAGAGUGUCAAAAGAACGACGAAAAAAUCACCCCCAAAAACAAUAGCAAAAGAAGCACCAAAGGACAACGGAUCAAAAUACCCCAAAAAAUAAUUGCGAAAGAAGCACCAAAAAGGAU